Molecule: messenger RNA, 318 nt
Organism: Staurois parvus
Lineage: Eukaryota; Metazoa; Chordata; Amphibia; Anura; Ranidae
Source: the annotation of a GenBank genome assembly
CUGAUAUUGUGUAGACAUGUAUAGGUGGGGUGUGGGGGUUGUUCAUUGUACUGCCAUGUGGUGCAUCCCAUUGUUCUAUUGUGUGUCUUGCUUGGGAGAAAACUAUUAUGGGGUGUAUGUGUUUGUGUAUUAGCUUGGUGGGGGGACUGUCUGCUGAUGUGUUUUCUUAUUGCUAAAUUUGGUUUGCCCCGCCCUGUGUCCAUAUGCGGGAGGUGGGUUGUUCUGUUGAAUGUUUAUAUCUUCAGUCUAUCUCCUGGUUUCCUUCAAGUCUGGUGCUGUCUCGUCUUGUAUGGGCAGCGGUGGUGUCUGUGGAUCUGU